Molecule: messenger RNA, 2162 nt
Organism: Tachysurus vachellii
Lineage: Eukaryota; Metazoa; Chordata; Actinopteri; Siluriformes; Bagridae
Product: ATP-binding cassette sub-family G member 4-like
Exons: 14
Coding region: 1-1977 (658 amino acids)
Cellular component (GO): plasma membrane
Molecular function (GO): ATP hydrolysis activity; ABC-type transporter activity; ATP binding
Source: RefSeq, a predicted model, not a curated record
AUGGCUGAAAAUGCUUUAGAGCCAGGGUCGGUCUCCAUUCCUAUGGACCAAGUGACCAAUUGGACAGGAGGAGCCCCUCCAGAUGCACCCAUUUUGACCCACCUGAAUAAAGUGGAGAACCAUAUCACAGAGACACAGAGGUUCUCACAUCUGCCCCGGCGCUCAGCCGUAAACCUGGAGUUUACUGAGCUUUCCUACACUAUUCGUGAGGGCCCCUGCUGGCAGAGGAGAGUAAGGACCACAAUGACUUGUAUGUAUCUGAUAUGUGCAGGUCGUAAGGCGCUCCUGAAGUGCUUGUCUGGCAAGUUUUGCAGCCGAGAGCUCACUGGAAUUAUGGGGCCAUCUGGGGCUGGCAAGUCCACACUGCUAAAUAUUCUUGCUGGGUACAGAGAGACUGGUAUGGAGGGUCAGAUAAUGGUAAACGGGGGACCACGUGACCUCCGCACCUUCAGGAAGAUGUCCUGUUACAUUAUGCAGGAUGACCUGCUGCUGCCCCACCUCACCACACAUGAGGCCAUGAUGGUUUCAGCUAAUCUUAAGCUAAAUGAGAGCAUGAAAGUAAAGAAGGAACUGGUGAAUGAGAUCCUCAGUGCUCUAGGCCUGCAAGAGUGUGCACACACUCGUACACACACUCUGUCCGGAGGUCAACGUAAACGAUUGGCUAUUGCACUGGAGCUAGUCAACAACCCUCCUGUCAUGUUCUUUGAUGAGCCAACCAGUGGUCUAGACAGUUCAGCCUGUUACCAGGUGGUUUCUCUAAUGAGGUCUCUUGCUCUGGGUGGACGAACUAUCAUCUGCACCAUCCACCAGCCCAGUGCUAAAGUCUUUGAGAUGUUUGACAAGCUGUAUAUUUUGAGUCAGGGGCAGUGCAUAUAUAAUGGCACAGUCCCAUACCUCGUCCCCUAUCUGAAGAACCUCGGACUCCACUGCCCUACUUACCACAAUCCUGCAGACUUCAUAAUCGAGGUGGCAUCAGGAGAGUAUGGUGAUUUGAAUCCUGUGCUUUUCGAGGCAGUGCAAGGUGGCAUGUGCUCAGAAGGUGUCAAGAAGAACUCCAGUGACAAGAAUGAGCCUACAUCAUCUUGCCCAACUCAGUGUAACGGCGAUUCAGGACACACUGAAAAACAUACUUUUGCCACCAGCACGCUCACACAGUUCUGCAUUCUUUUCAAAAGAACUUUUAUCACAAUAUAUAGAGACAUGGUGCUGACCCACCUGAGGGUGAUGUCACACUUGUCUAUUGGAGUACUGAUCGGCCUGCUGUACCUAAACAUUGGCAAUGAUGCCAGCAAAGUGUUCAACAAUAAUGGAUUCCUCUUCUUCUCCAUGCUCUUCAUUAUGUUUGGUGCAUUAAUGCCAACUGUCCUCACAUUUCCUCUGGAGAUGUCAGUGUUUCUAAGGGAGCAUCUGAACUACUGGUACAGUUUAAAGGCCUACUACCUAGCCAAGACCGUGGCUGAUAUCCCAUUUCAGGUCAUAUGUCCCAUAUUGUACUGUAGUAUAGUGUACUGGAUGACAAGGCAGCCUCCAGAAGGUAGCCGAUUUUUGCUUUUCAUUGCCUUAUGCACCUCCGUUGCCUUGGUGGCUCAGUCUCUGGGCCUACUCAUUGGAGCUGCUUCCACCUCACUGCAGGUGGCUACAUUCGCAGGGCCAGUGACAGCCAUUCCAGUCUUGCUUUUCUCUGGCUACUUUGUCAACUUUGACACCAUUCCAAAAUACCUACAGUGGAGCUCCUAUGUUUCUUAUGUCAGGUAUGGCUUUGAGGGUGUGAUCCUAUCCAUUUAUGGUAUGAAUCGAACAGAUUUGGAAUGCCCUGGCCCUGUCUGUAAGUUCCAGAAGCCCGAGGAGGUGUUGCAGCUGUUGAAUGUAGAAGACGCAAAACUCUACAUGGACUUCAUAGUGUUAGGGAUUUUCUUCCUCGCUCUUCGGUUAGCCACUUAUCUAGUGCUGCGUUACAAAAUCAAGUCUGAACGUUAGGGCUUGACAUCAGAUACUUCACUUAUUUUCAAUUAUAGAAUAGUUUAUGUUGUGGAAGCAAACCUGUGCAAUGUCUUCAUUCACUCAAACUAAAAAUAUUUUUUUGCCCACUAAUGUUCCUUUCAUGAUUUUUUCUUGGUUCGUUUUCUUUAUUAGAUAAUCAGGAGUGACAGCACAGGAUCAAU